This is a messenger RNA of Cryptococcus wingfieldii CBS 7118, 5217 nucleotides long. RefSeq lists its product as hypothetical. The record is from RefSeq and is a predicted model, not a curated record. Bases 1 to 5217 code for a protein of 1738 amino acids. Lineage: Eukaryota; Fungi; Basidiomycota; Tremellomycetes; Tremellales; Cryptococcaceae. The transcript has 9 exons.
AUGGCUUUCAUCGGGUCUGGCGAGUUUGAGGACAAGAUCACUCAUCUGCAGAAGCAGCUCAGCCUCAAAGACCAUGAACUCAACUCGAUCAAGAAUGAGCAACUGAAGAGACAGGAGGAACUAGCCGAGGCCAAGAAGGCCAUGGAGACUGCAGAGUCCCAGCUGCACGAGGAAGCGGACCGGGCACUGAAGGCUAAGAACCAGCUGGUGUGCAACGAGAUGGAAAUAUCGCAGCUGAAAUUAAAUCUGUCAAAUCUGGAAACCAGUCUCGGGACGACCUCUGAGAAGUUGAAGGAGGAGAAGGAGAAGGAUAGAGUACAAGAUGCCUUGGAUGACGCCUUAUCAAGAGGGUUGGACCGCGCGGCGGACCAGAUCAGUAGUCAACAAUUGCUAAUCAAGCAGCUGGAGGACAAUGUUAGGAAUUCUGAGCAGGAAGCUGAGAGACUUCGAGCUCAGGGGUCGUCGGGGGGCUCUAACGGAUCAGACGAGCCAUUGAACUACCGAGAACGAAUUCGACUCAUGUCCUUGCAGAAUGAGAAUGCCGAGCUCAAAACCCAGCUUGAGAACAUGUCAUCGGCCAUCCCUUCGACGUCGCAAUCCUCAAUACCAUCUUCCCCUGUCAAGAAAAAGUCUCGUCGCUCUCUCUCCUUGCCCGUAUCCGACAUCCGUGCCCUGGAGGGCCAGGUUGGCUCUCUCAAAACACAACUAGCCAAUACCAAGCGCGGAUAUGACCAAGCAGUCAAUGAGAAGCUCGCGUUAGAGCACGCUACCAAGAAGAAUGUCGCAAGACUCAAGGAGGAUCUGGAGGAAGCUCGAAGAGAAGUCGCAUACUACCGUGCUUCUAAUGGGGGCGUCGAUGUCAAACAGGUGGAGGAGCUCAAGACGGCUGCCCAACGAGUUCGUGAGGAGAAGGAGGACCUGGCAAGGAAGCUAUCGGAGAAGGAGGGGGAGGUCAAGAGACAGCUUGGAGAAACCGCGCGACCAGAGGGCGAAGCGCAUCUGCUCGAGUCUCUCAGGGCUGAGCUGGACGACGAGCGACAGGCUAGACAAAAGCUUGAAGCAGCCAAUGCCGAUCAACCCGCGUCCGAAACCAACUCCUCUCUUGAAAAGGUCAGCGCUCUUGAGGCAGAGCUGGCCAAGGUCAAAGCUGCCACCAACACAACUUCUCGUUCUGGCGAUCCCGAACUCCGCCAGGUCCGACGUGAUCUUCAAAAGGCACUUCGUGACAGAGACUAUCUGGAUUCACUUGUCAAGGAGAAUGACGAGCUGCUGGCGGAGAAGGACGAGGAGAUCUCGAGGAUGCGGGCUGCUAUCCCCAUUCCGGGGUCUCCAGUUCUCGGGGCACAGGGUGAUUCGAGCAGAGUAGCAGAAUUGGAGGAAGAGAAGGCUGGCUUGUUGAUUGAUCUGGAAAAGCAGGUCGAAUAUCACGCACAGGAGAUCGCAGCCAUCGAAACAAAGUUGUCUGUCACGAUGAGCGAACUUGACCAUGUCAAGGCCGCAGAGACCGAGGCAAGGCAAAAGUUUGAAGAGGGGCAGACCAAGAUAACUGAGCUCCAGGAUGGCCGCCAGGAGGUGUCAAUAGCUCUUGAGCAAGCUCGAGCUCACCUUGCCUCCAGGGAGACCGUGGCAAAGCAGCUCACUCAACAGCUGACCGAGACUCAUUCCGCUUUGGGCGAGAAACAAGCGGCUCUCGCAUCCGCCGAACAAGAGGCCCAAGACAUUCUCGAUCGCCUCUCGAAAGCCCGGACCGCACUUGCUGAAAAGCAGAACGAUUUCGAUCAAGCUCAACGGCAGCGUGAUGAUCUUCAGACUGUCCUGGACUCACGGUCUUAUGACGACGCCGAAUAUGAAGCUCUGAGAGUCAGCUUCCAACAAGCACAAGAUGCCCUCGAAGAGGUCACUCAUGGUCUAGAGAAGGCGGAAUCUGAAAACAGGGAGCUCAAUGAUCGAGUAGCCGAAUCUCAAGACGAGAUCGCAUCUAUACAGAACCAGCUUCAAGAGACUGUCGCUCAUUUGGAAAGCUCAAAAGCUGAUUCCCACCAGACUGUCUCUGAGCUCGAGCAAGCCAGCAGAAAGAACCACGAGCUCGAAAUCCGCAUCUGGGAGCUUGAUGCUAAGCUGCGAGAAACCUCCCAGGCGGCGACUCUGUCUACUGCCAAGGUCGACGAGAGCAACAUCAGACAUGAGGCGUCUCCCGCGGCUGCUGAAGCUGGGGCUACUGAACUCAAUCAACGAGUCAAAGAACUUCAGUCUUCACUCCAAUCUGCUUCAAAAACCUCGCCCCAGAAUUCUGUUAACCUUGCCGACACAAAGGAGAUCGUGGAGAAACUCGGCCGCCUCCGUGCUGAGCGCGACGAUCUUCGCCACAAUCUCUCAUUUGUUCAGAACGAGUGCCACUUUGCUGUGCGAGCUGCAAACUCUGAGAGAGAUGAAGUUGUAAAGGAAGUCCAACGACACAAGGAGAAUCUCCGAAAAAGCAAGGCGACGUGUAAAAAGUUGGAAGAGGAGAUUGGCAGGCUUCGUAUCGCGGAACAAGACAAGCAGACUGAGCUCGAUGGAGCUUCAUCGACCUUCGCGAAUGACAAGAAACAGCUUGACGAACAUAUUGUCAACUUGGAGAACAGUCUCGCUGCUGCACAAGCAGACGCCGCAGCGCUCAACUCCAGGGUUGCCGAGCUCAAGUCAAACCUUCAGACGCGCGAAGACGUCCUCAAACUCACCGAGGCCAAAGCCGAGUCCUUGCAAACGGAGCUCACCAACGUUCUGCACCAUGUUGCGCAAAGCAGGAAGCUCAGCGAUCGUCCGGAAUCCCGUGCUUCUUCGACAGUCGCAAGCGAAGAUGGAGACUUGCCUGACGAUCUGGCGAGCGCUGUCCCGGCUGAGAGUAGAAGAUUAUCCCAUCAACGUUCUAGAUCUGGGGUUCUGCCGAAUGUACUUAUGGAGAGGACCCUGCAGGACAAGAUUGAGCGAAGAGAUGUGAGGAUUACCGUGCUCACCAAUGAUCUCAAAAAGGCUAAAUCCAACCUCGCCCUUCUUGAGUCAGCCCAGGAAGAGACCAUCGCAGAGAACGCAGAGCUCGAAGAGGAGUGUGGUACACUUCAGAAACAGCUGGAUACCGAAGCGCAAAGCUCAGCUGAAGACGCCCGAGGUCUUGUCUUGGCGCUUGCCACCUACCGACAGCAGCUUCAUGGUGCUGAACUUCGUUGGUCUGUCGCCCAAGACGUCCUGGCUAAAGCACAGGAAGCAGCCCAGGUUCUGCGAUCUACCGCCGCCGCGGACCGAAAGGCCUCAUUUGAACAAGAGGCGCGAAUCACGGCGCUGGAAGCUACCCAUGCAAUCACAAGCACUGCUUUGGCGACUGCCAGGUCAGAACACGAGUCUGCUCGAGCAGAGCUUGAAAGUUUCAGAGAGGCGAACGAACAUCUCCAAACCCGCAUCGCGGAAAGUGAGCAAGCUGGUGUCGUUGCUACCGACAGUGCCGAUAGACUGGCCAUUUUGGGGUCUCGUCUUUCUGAGAAGGAAGAACGUCUGCGCGACCUCUCCACCCGAAACGACGGCCUCACUGCUAAGCUUGAACUCAUGCUCAAGACCGAAAAGGAGGCUGUCUCGCAGGUUGCUGAGAAGGAAGAGGAGAUCAGCGCUCUUACUGGGAGAAUUGAGGAACUGAGUCUGGGCGUUGCCGACGCCCAAUCAGCGGCAGCCUCCAUUGGGUCAGAGAAAGAUCGUUUGCUUGAAGAGCUGGCUGAGGCUGAGAUGGCUUCCAGCGAAAGCUUGGCGAAUAUCGAAACCCAGAAGUCUAUUGCUCAAGAUAGAGCCAGCAAAGCCGAGGAAGAGCUUGCCAAGGUCAAUCAACAACUUGACCAGAGAAACAAAGAACUCGCACUGGCUAUCGCCACCUCCGAGACACUUUCUGCCGAACUUCAGGCGGAAAAGUCUCGUUCCGCUGAAAACACCGUCAACAUUGAUCAACAGCAAAGCACAGUCGACCAGCUCCGAGCCGAGAUCUCUUCCGCUCUAGAGGCCUCCAAGACUGUCGAAGCGGAGCGAGACGCUCUUCGCACCCAAAUGUGCGAGCUUCAAGCUCAAGUGUCAGAAGAUGAAGGGACUGCACAAGCUGCCGCCCGUGCUGAAGAACGGCUCGCAGUGGAGACCGAGAGUGCCCGGAGGAACAUCAAGGAGCUGACUGAGCUUCUCGAGAAGGCUGUGGCAGAAAAGGAGGAGUUGUCCCAGCAAUCAAAAAGUGUGGAUCAGAUUAGGGAGGCAGCCCAAAAAGAGUUGGCCGAGAGUCGCAGCGAGAUUACCAGAUUGUCAGCCGAGCGUCAAGUCAGCGAAGACAAACUCAGCAAUGUCAGGAUCCGCUCGGACGAAGCGUUGCAAAGAGCAGAGGCAUUGGAAGCUAGUUUAGCAUCUCUGAAAGAUGAGAAUGAGAAGCUCAAGGGCGAUCUCGCUCAGGCGAUGACUGUAUCUUCAACCCCAGUUGUUGAUGAACAGCUUGUCAUCGACUUGAGAGAGCGAGUAGACGAUUUGGAGGUUGCUCUUACUCAAAAGAACAAGGAGGUCGACGAAGCCGACGAUCAGACUCGAGAAGCUUUCAAGGCCAAGGCCAAACUUGAGAGGAAAAUUGGCAAACUCACUCGACAGCUUGAGCAGGCCCAGACGGAUGUCAACACGGCCAUGAACAAGCUCUUGAGUAGCAGACCAAUCGCUCCCUCUCCUGCCAAGCGAGCAUCUGCCCCUGUCCCGGUACCUUCACGUACAUCCAUGCCCCCCGCGCCUACUACAGCUCAAGCAGCACCUGCCCCAGUCUCUCGAACACCCCGAGCGAUCCUUCCUAAUAUCUUUUCGCCCCCCGCUGCACCUGGCUCUGGUCACAAGCGCUCUCGAGAAAACGACGAUGCGGAGGCGAUUAGGCCCGUAGAGGCCAUCAUGCUUCCGGCCUCUUCAAACAUCAUCUCCCCUCGCAAAGCCCUGGGCUCUAAAUCGAGUUUUACACCUCAGCGAGGCGGGGCUUUUGCCCCACUAAGUGCUAGAUUGGGGGUGAACGGGAACGUGACGGCUGAGAAACCGGUGAUUGGGGAGAUGAAGAAGUCAGUGGACAUGGGGAGAAACAUCUUUGCAAAGCCUUCGCCCGUGACGACCGAGCCUGCCAAGCGGUCAGCCUUCCCUCUGCCCCCUUCUCGAACACCGUUUAAUACGACGCGUCGCAACGCCUCAUGA